UGUUACACUCUACUUUCACUGGCGCAACACCAAAACGAGUAUAACGACGAUAGCUUUCGACCGACCGCGUUCGCGACUCGGGACAGUGUGAUAAACUCGCGCGCGUGCACGUCGCAAAUAUAAUUUUUAGUCGGUAACAUUCGCGCGGGCGUCGUUUACGCCGUCGUCGCAGUCUUCGGGAAAAAUCUCGUGUGGUGACCGGAAAUCGCGUCGAUUUCACGUACAGCGAAAACCGUCGACGCAGACGGAUAUCCUCCACCGCCGGCGACACGAUGAACACGUCCGCCCUCGUCUGGUUCGCCCUGUGCUGUUGCUCGUCGUUGGCCGUCCCGUUGCCCGACCGACGGCUACGGCAGACCGACCGGAACGCCACCGACGCCGCAGCAUCCGUCGCGGAGACGGACCAACCGUUCGAUCCGUCGCUGGACGCCUUGGCGGACGCCAAGUACGACGACGACAACGACGGCAGCGACGCCGUCACCGACGACAGGGCGAAGAGACAGUUGUCCUUCGUCCAGGGCAAGCUGUUGAAUUUUUUGAAACCGUUGCCGGUGGUCGAUGUGACUAGAGAAGAAGAUAAAUACGGCAACGAUGGUGACAAAUUUAACAGGAUCGGACGCGGUGUAAUCGGCGGCGUGGAAACUGUUUCCAAUAUGCUGACCUCGGCGCUUUCGUUUCCAGUGGAUACGGCGAAAAAGUUAUCCAGAACAGCUACAGAAAUGUUAAACAAUUUAGGUGGAAGAUUAAUAGGACUGCAAUGAUAACGCAAAUCGGUUAUAAUCAGUGUGCAAUAAAUAUUAUGUAUUAUGUGUUUAGUAUUAACUUCUAGGUCACAAUUUUUAAUAUUAUGUUAUUUCGUGUAUAUUAAAUCAUUUUUAACGUUUUUUUAAACUAAUUAUUCACCAUAAAUUAAAAUAAAUGAUUUUUUUAUGGCGGUGAUUAAUGCAGUUUAACGAUGCAUAAUAUAUUAAAUUCAGUUUUUGUACAUAUUUUUUUUUUGCAUUUUUGAAUUGUUUCUUAUUUAGAAACAUACUUUAUAUAUUUUGUAAUACAUUUGGCUUAAAAAAAAUAUACAUAAUAUAAGUAAUAUUUUUUUAAA
Molecule: messenger RNA, 1099 nt
Organism: Rhopalosiphum padi (bird cherry-oat aphid)
Lineage: Eukaryota; Metazoa; Arthropoda; Insecta; Hemiptera; Aphididae
Exons: 3
Coding region: 273-761 (162 amino acids)
Source: RefSeq, a predicted model, not a curated record